Molecule: messenger RNA, 990 nt
Organism: Coccomyxa subellipsoidea C-169
Lineage: Eukaryota; Viridiplantae; Chlorophyta; Trebouxiophyceae; Coccomyxaceae
Product: RNA polymerase sigma factor, cyanobacterial RpoD-like family
Exons: 5
Coding region: 1-990 (329 amino acids)
Biological process (GO): regulation of DNA-templated transcription; DNA-templated transcription initiation
Molecular function (GO): DNA-binding transcription factor activity
Source: RefSeq, a predicted model, not a curated record
AUGCAGGGCUUUGGGCAGCAAAGCCUGCUGACAGCGGCGGAGGAGAAGGUGCUGUCCAAGGCGGUGCAGCGGCUGAUCGCCAUGGAGGCCAAGCAGACAGAGGCCACUCAGCGCCUCGGGCGGCCCAUCACCGAGAGGGAGUGGGCUGCCGAGUGUGGCCAGUCCUCCAUCCACGCCUUCCGGAAGGCCGUCAAGGUGGGGCAGGAGGCUCGGACGCGGAUGAUGAAAAGCAACGAGCGGCUGGUGUUCCACGUGGCGCGGCGCUACAUGAACCGGGGGCUGGACUUCCAGGACCUGCUGGCGGAGGGCAUGAGCGGCCUCUGGCGCGGCGUCGAGAAGUUUGACGCCGACCGCGGCUUUAAGUUUUCCACCUACGCCCACUGGUGGGUGCGCCAGGCCAUCACGCGCGCCAUCAGCGAGCAGGGACGGGUGGUGAGGCUGCCGGUGCACCUGCACGAGCUGAUGGCCAAGGUGACCAAGGUGGACCUGGAGUACCAGUCGGAGCACGGUCGCCGCGCCGGCAAUGAGAAGCUCGCCGAGCUGGUCGGCAUCAGCCAGGAGAAGCUCGCCAUGCUCUCCAAGGUGUACAUGGCGCCGACGAGCUUCAACGCGCCGGUUGGCGGCAGCAUGGAUCCGGGCGCGGACACGGUCGGGGAAACGAUUGCGGACGACAACGAGGCGUCGCCGGAGGAGGUGGCGGUGCGCCUCAACCUGCACCAGGACAUGGACAACGUUCUGGCCACGCUGAGCGAGCGCGAGUCCGGCAUCCUGCGCUGCCGCUAUGGCCUCGACGAUGGCCGCCAGCGCACCCUCGAGGAGGUCGGCCAGAUCUUCAAGGUGACGCGGGAGCGUAUCCGGCAGAUUGAGGCCAAGGCGAUCCUGAAGCUGCGCCAGCCGGACCGCAGCUCCAUCCUGUAUGACUACGUCAACGGAGCCUCCACUCAGAGCGUCACCUGGCGCGGCGGCCGCUCCAAAUGCCACUCCAGCUAG